Molecule: messenger RNA, 1000 nt
Organism: Morus notabilis
Lineage: Eukaryota; Viridiplantae; Streptophyta; Magnoliopsida; Rosales; Moraceae
Product: E3 ubiquitin-protein ligase SINA-like 10
Exons: 2
Coding region: 1-738 (245 amino acids)
Molecular function (GO): zinc ion binding
Source: RefSeq, a predicted model, not a curated record
AUGUGUUCUGAAAUUCUGAUAACUAUCUUGUGCUUCCUGACUAUCCAGUGUGAGAAUGGACAUAUAGCCUGCUCUUCCUGCUGCACUAAACUAGGAAAUAAAUGUCCCUCCUGCUCAUGGCCCAUUGGCUAUAACCGUUGCCGGGCAAUCGAGAAGGUUCUGGAAUCAGUCAAAAUUGCAUGCCAAAACAAGCAGUAUGGUUGUAAAGAAAUGGUUAGUUACAGUGAGAUAAAGGACCAUGAAACGACAUGCACACACGCACCUUGUUCAUGCCCUCUUACUAGCUGCAAUUUCAUCUCCUCCGCCAAGCAGUUAUACCAACACUUUCGCAGUCAACACGCCGAUUCUGCUGUGCUUUUUCAGUAUAACUGUGAUUUUACUGUCACACUGAAUGAGGGUGACAAGUUUCUUGUUCUUCAAGAACGUGAUGGUGGUGGCUUAUUUAUCCUUAACAAUGAAACUGAAACCCUAGGAAAUUUAGUCUCCGUUAGUUGUAUAGGGCCCUACUCAUUUGGAAAAAGCUAUUAUAAUCUGCUAGCAAAAUGUGAUGGAAACACUCUCAGACUAGAGUCUUUUGCGACGUGCACUCAGGGCCAGGCUGAUUACUCUCUAUCAUCAGUAUACCUCCUUAUUCCACCUGGUUUUUUUGGUUCUUCUGGCCAGCUCAAGUUGGAUCUCUUCAUAGAACGUCACGAUCAAUCUCCUGGAUGCUCUGAAAGAAGUGUUGAGGCUGCUUAACACGAGCUCAAGUUGGAUCUCCCGCAUGCUCUGAAAGAAGUAUUGCGGCUGCUUAACACGAGUCAACCAUUUGUAGUUAGAGUUGUACAUGAUUUUUAGAUUUUAGAAGAUGAACUGUAUUUGAAUAUCAUGUUAUUGUGUUCAAAGAGGAUAUUGUCAGCCUUUUGCACGUAGUGUUAAUUCAUCUUUGACAAAUAUCAGGGCAUUAUCAGUGUUAAUUGCCUGAUUUUAUUAUUUGUCAAACUUGACUAAUUGACUCUAA